Molecule: messenger RNA, 5344 nt
Organism: Anastrepha ludens (Mexican fruit fly)
Lineage: Eukaryota; Metazoa; Arthropoda; Insecta; Diptera; Tephritidae
Exons: 3
Coding region: 532-3660 (1042 amino acids)
Source: RefSeq, a predicted model, not a curated record
CUAACAUUUUUAUAAUAAAUAGUGUGUAUUCUUUUUAAUUGGCGCGAUAACUGCUUACGCGAUUUUGGCCGAGUUUAACAAACGCGCCAAUUGUUUCUUUCCCGUGCUAACCGACGCCAGUUGCACACACCAAGUGAAGCCAAGUUCUUCUCCACCUGAUCUUUCCAACGCAGAAGAGGCCUUCCUCUGCUACCACCAGAUGAUACUGCAUCGAAUGCUUUCAGAGCCGGAGCGCUUGUAUCUAUUCGGACUAACUUUUGUUUCACCUAGUCGCCUGCAAAUAGCCUCAUGUAAACACACUGUCAUUCUGUAUUCGUGAUAUGGCAGCACUUUAUUGAAACGUCAAAUACAGUCAUGUGUGUAUAAAAAUAUCAACAAAAAGUUGUUUUGGUUUCACACGGAUUUUUACAAUAAGAUUACUCGAAUUAAAAACAGCGCCACUGAAGUGUUUUUUCUAGUGUUUCAGUAGGUUCUACGUUACCAGAGUCACCAGAAUAUAUACAUAUAUGUAACCGGUGAAACCCGUUAACCAUGCCAACUAUGCGUCUCUGUAUUGCUGGUUGCCCAACGCUUGGUAUAACCGUACACAAGUUUCCCCCGGAAACGGAUGCAACCAGACGCGAACUGUGGCUACGGCAGUUUGGCCAAAAUCCGGCAUUGUAUUCAAAAAAAUUGGUUUUCGCUUGUCGCCGGCAUUUCAGCAACGAAAUGAAACACGGUAACAGACUGCAAAAAGAUGCCUAUCCAGAUGUAAAUUUACGCAAAUACGAUAAAAACUUGCCAUAUAUUGAAAAAUUCGGCGAAUUUGGGGAAGAACCAAAUUUACAAAUCGAAUAUGCAACCAUACCUUAUAAAAUGCCAGUGACGGCAUUUUCGGACUCCGAGGUCGUGGACAAUCUGCCUUCAAGGGCAAGCGUUGAAUCCAAUAUGAAAGAUCAAAAGCGGCAAUGCAUACUAAAAUGCACCAGUAGGCAUGUACUGCACAUAUUGCCAUCAAUGGAAAAGGAAUUAGAACGUCGUAAAAAAUGGUUAUAUUUGCUUGCCAAGGACCCUGAUUUGUAUCCACAAAAGUAUGUUUACGUUUGUGACGAUCAUUUCGACACAAACAUGAGAUGUCUGACAAAAUUAAUACGAGGAGCUUGCCCUAAUAAAAAUCUACCACCUCCGCUACAAAAAUCAAUACCAACAAAUAUGGAAGCGAAGACGGAUUGUUUUCAAAAGUGUACGGACUAUAAGAGAAAAUACCGAUUCCCCUCGUUGCAGCAUGAAGGCCAAAGACGCCAAAUUUGGUUAAGAAAAUUCGGACGUGAUCCAGCUCUUUACAAUCAUGAAAUCUACGCAUGCGAUCGCCAUUUCAGCGAUCAAAUGCGCAUUGGUCCGUUUUUGCGUCGAGAGGCGAUUCCAGAUCAAAAUCUUAUGGCUAAAGUAUUGCAUGAAACUGAAAACAACAAUGUUAGUUUUGUGAGUAAAAAAUGGUCUCUACAAAGACUGAAUGCGCUGGCCAAAUGCCCCGCUAGACCUGCAGCACCUUGCCAAAAAUCCAAAGAUAUCAUUCAAAAAUUGAUUGACGUUGAAAACAGAUCUGUCUCAACGCCACCAGAAGAACCACCUCAGAAGGACAACAUAAUUAAUCGCGCAAAUAUGAAUCUAAUGCCGCCUACAAAUCAAACCGAGCAUCCACACACCCCAGAGGAGCAUGUGAAAAUGCACACAUUGGGAGUAUUCUUGCCAAAACGAGAUGGUUAUGUUGUAUCGGUGGACCAAAUUUUAAGUGCCGAAGAUCCUCUAGAUAUUGAAAAGUAUCAACCAUUUGAUUGGUUUAAACCAAUUGAACCAGAGCUCCCCAUGGAUGUGCAUAUAAUACAGAAGGAGGCCUAUGAAGAGAAUACCAGCGAUGGUGAACUAAGUGACGCUGCAACGGAGCUAAGUGACGCUGAGACAAAAUCAACAUUUUCAGCGCGAGAAGCCACAAGCGAAAGCGACGAAGAUAUGCAAAUUUGUGGGAAGAGAAAAAUAUAUAGCGAAGCCUAUGAAAAUAGGAAAAAGUUAAAACUGGCGCAAACUCAAAGUGUGACUAACGACUUAGUAGCAGCUAAGUCAGCAAAUUUGGUAGAUUCGUACGCCAAACCUGCGCGUCACUAUUUUCCUGAAAUUACAGACCAAACAAAGGAGCUACCCGCCACACAUGACAGUGCAGAUAAAACGGGUGUUAGAGUUUGUUCAGUUUUGGAACAGUUAGCAGCGGCAUACCCCACUGAAAGUUUUUCCAUAUUGAUGGAUAAAGAUAAUACAGUGGUCGAAUAUAGAAAAGAGACGAAUGAGAGAAAUAAUGCUGAUGAUAUUAUAACGCCUGAUGCGCCUAAGAUUACAGACGACACGGAAAAGAUAAAUUCCGAUAUAGCUGAUAGGGAAGAUGAUAGAAGUUUCAUUUCCACGUCUGUAGGGUCCUCCUUAACGGCACAACCGAGAAUUACGCAAGAAAAAGCAUUGCAGCAGAAUACCACGACAGCUUCUGUGGAGAAAUUUCUGAAGUUACGAUUGCAACAACAAAACCAGCAGGGUCGUAAUGAGCAAACUGUAACAAAUGCAGUUGCUCUUGCUGAGAGUUGGCAGCAAGUGAUAAAAACAAUAGAAAAAAAACAAAAGACUAACAAAGUGAAGAAUAGCCUAAGCGAAACUGGCACAACUGCACCGAAACUAACGGAGAGUAGUCCAAAUCUUGCAGAAAUCAAGCGCGAAACAAGCGAUAAAUUCGCAGACGUGGUAAGCAGAACUAAUGGAGAAAAAGUGAACGCUGGCGGAAGAGCUGCAUUGCAUAUAAAUGGCAAAACAACAACCGCCGGUGUUGUACCAGCAAAGGCAAACUGUGCACAAGUAGUGGGAAAUUGUGGCAACACUAUAAAAAAAAAUAACAGAGCAGUGACAAGAGCCGCUCAGGAUUUUGAAGAUUUGAGUGGACCUCAAACAACAAACACCGAAGCUGCCAUGUCAAUAUUUGACGGAAAGAUAGAGAUCUUUGAAUCUGAGGCAGAAAGAAUACGUGAAACUCAAUUCGAAGACGAAACAAGCAAGCAAAUAUCAAAAUUGAAAAAUUGGUUGAACACAAACCACAUCGACGCACCUAGCAACCCCACCAAAGAUGUUGUCCAUAACCAGCCACCAACAACUAACAAAAAUCAGCAAGGAAAUGUUAAGCCAUCAAAAGAAAGGAUUUUCAUCAAUUUACGCUAUUGCAUUCUGAAGUGUGAGAGCUUUCGGAAAUUGUACGCCUUUCCCUCGCACGAAGUGGAACCCAAACGUCGGCGCUUCUGGUUUCUAGAACUCGGUUUAGAUUUAGCCUGUGAUUGGUUGAAGCAGUUGUACAUUUGUGAUAAUCAUUUCGAACCCAGUAUGUUGGCUGAGAAUAAUAAACUCAAACAAUGUGCAUAUCCGCGCAAGACAUCAGUGAGCCCAGCAAAAUUGGGCUACCUGAAUGCAGGUACUCAAACCGACGGAAAUGCUGAGCAAAACAACGCGGAAUUGUUGCGAGAGUUGAACGAGCUGAAGGAAUUGGAUAGUCAGCAAGCCAAGGAGAUCACACGUAUUAAAGUUUUGAUACGGCUCAAGCAGGAGGCGGCGCGUUUGAUAGCCGAAAUUGAGAGUUGCAAAGAAGAGAAUUAGAGUUUUACAGGUUGGAAUGUUCUAAUAAAUAUUAUUAUUAUUAUUACAAACUGAAGCUUAUAAUUAAAAUUAUAAGCCUAGUUAGGAAAGCUAUGGCUGCUAAGGCCUUCAGCUUCUUCUUAUGAUGUAAAAUUAGUGCUUAAUUAAUGCUUAAUACUAAGUGCUUAUGCGUCGUUUAGAAUUUCAUUAUAAAUUAGGAGAUACAAUAUAAUUUUUCGACAUGCUUGUUUAAAUUUCGUAAUAUAAUUUUGAUAUUUUUAAGAAAGUUAUAAUUUUUUUAAUAUUAUCGAUUGUGGGGUUGGAAAUGCAUUGAAUGGGAUCGAUGUUAUGGAAUAUAUUUUUUCUUAGUGAGUUGAAGGGAUAACAUUCGGACAUAACGUGAUUAAUGGAGAUCGGGGUGGAGUUACAAAACUGACAUGUUCUGGGGGUAUUGCUGUCGAUAAAGUGAUUAUGGGUUAAUUUUGAAUGGCCCAGACGUACUCGCGUGAGUUUAACAAGGUCCAUUCUAGAAAGUGAAAGGUUAGCGUGUUUUAGGAGGUUGCUUAAAUCAAGCUUUUUUACAUUUUGCGCUUUGUACCAAGUUGAGCAUUUUUGCCAAGUCUCAGAUUUAUAUUGUUUUAUGAAUUUUUUCUUAAGGGGUUACGCCACUCUAGCUACUGUAAAAAAAGCAGUUUUUUAAGGAUUUUUUUUACAUUGAAAGAAAGGUGCUAGGAAAAAACUUUUUAAGUAUAUUAUUAAGCAUGUAUUUAAGUGUAAUUACAAAUAUUUUUAUUGAAAAAUAUUACAAAAUGGCGCCUUUGGAGUGAAUCUCUGAACGCGCCCUGCGAAAAAGGCACUUCACGGCACGCAGUACAACUGACGUAAAUGUCCACCUAAACCAAAUUAAAAAAAUUCUUCUCAAUCGACGUGAGUAUAGCUGUAGAAAUACGUACGGGAUUUUAGAAAUAUUGAAAUUUGUGUAUUUUGCAGAUGUUUGAAGUCAAAAGUAGAAUUUUUCAUCUAAAAUGGAACCGUUAAUUGUUUAUAAAAAUUUUUCUAAUUAAUUAAUAAAAAAAUCCGUACGUAUUUCAGUGCGGAAUAAUGUUCUAAAGAUCCUUGUACAAUUACAAGUGAAAAUAUUAAAAAUUGUUUGUGUUAUGCUGCGUGCAGUUUUGAAAAAUCACGUUUUGAGAUAAACACGGUUUAAAUUUGAAUAGUCGUGUCAGAGACGUCAGAGACGUCAGAGGCGCUCGCGCAAAAGUGCGAAAUAUUAGAGGUAAACAUUUUUUUCACGCAUAGGACUUUUUGUUUUAUAUUCUAAAGAGUUUAAAGCAUCUUUUAAGCAAAAAAAAAAAUUUCGAUAUUUUGAAAAUCCUAGAGUGGCCUAACCCCUUAAGAAAUUCAGCUAUAUCAUUAACAUUUAGAUUAGUAGUUGUUAAUACAGGAGCUAUGGUGGCGUAUUUAGCCGUGCUAUCAGCAAAUUCGUUACCCUUUAUAAGGGCAUGGCCCGGGGACCAUAUCAGUAAAAUAUUUGGGUAUUUUGUUUGUAAAAUACUACGGAUAGAACUGGGAUAGUAAUCAUUGUUUUCGAUAUUGGAUAUGGCAUCGAGAGAUGAUGUAUAUAUGCACAAAAUAGUUAAGACUAAACUUAAGUCAAGUAUUACAUAGUUUUGAACAAAAGAAAAACUUAAUUAUUGCAACGAAA